Messenger RNA from Tupaia belangeri chinensis (Chinese tree shrew), 1476 nucleotides. RefSeq names its product proline rich and Gla domain 4 (gene PRRG4). NCBI's taxonomy places the organism in Eukaryota, Metazoa, Chordata, Mammalia, Scandentia, Tupaiidae. Gene Ontology annotation, cellular component: plasma membrane; extracellular region. Bases 34 to 714 code for a protein of 226 amino acids. The transcript is spliced from 5 exons. Gene Ontology annotation, molecular function: calcium ion binding. The record is from RefSeq and is a predicted model, not a curated record.
UUCUCUUUCAGUUUGUCUGACAGUCGCCAGACUAUGUUCAUGCUUCUGGUUGUCCUCGGCCACCUGCCCAGAGUCGCCUUCGCGUUUCCUCAUUGCUCCAGGAGUCCCGAGGCGCCUGGGCAUGCGGGAGAAGUCUUUACGUCCAAAGAAGAAGCAAGCGUCUUCAUCCACAGACACCUCCUGUACAAUAGAUUCGACUUGGAGCUCUUCACUCCCGGGGAUCUGGAGAGAGAGUGCUAUGAAGAACUGUGCAGUUAUGAGGAGGCCAGAGAGGUUUUCGUGGACGAAGACAAAACGAGGACGUUUUGGCAGGAAUAUUCGAUUAAAGGACCAACUACAAAAUCAGAUGGGAACAGAGAGAGAGUCGACGUCAUGGGCCUCCUGACUGGAUCCAUCGUAGUGGGGGUUGUUCUGGUGAUUUCCGCGCUGCUUGGCUAUUACCUUUGUGCCACCAAAUGUAGCAGGCAGCAACGACCAGGUUCUUCAGCCAUCUACGUGAGAUGGGGCAGGCACACCCCCUCCAUCACUUCCCAGAGACCAGAAGAGGCUGUCUUGUCUCCAAUGCCACCUUCUGUGGAGGACGCAGAAUUACCCUCCUACGAGCAGGCCAUGGCGCUGACCAGGAAACACAGUGCUUCUCCGCCACCCCCGUAUCCUGGACCAGCGAAAGGCUUUAGGGUAUUUAAAAAGUCUAUGUCGCUCCCACCUCAUUAAACUCACCUCACCAUCUUAGUGUAAGAAAUUCGUGUUUGUUCUCCCUGAAUCAGAAAAUAUGUGGUGUAUUCAGCUCCUUGUGAGGAACUUCAAGGAAUGAAGGAGGAAUGAGCAUAUGUCUGCCCCACAGACAUGCUGCUUGCAUCUCGGACCUGAACUUGAUCACUGCCAGCUUGAUAAGAAACGUUGGCUCCGUAUCCUUGCGGUUAAGAAGAAAGCACUUUUUUAUAAUUAGUAUUUCAGUGGAUCAACAAAUCCGUCAUAGAUAACACAGAACUACUGAACUGCUGGCAUCAGUUGUGCAGAUAACAUUGCCGAGUUCUGGUGUGGGAUAUGUAAAACUGAGAAUUUCUAAUUAGAUUACUCAAAGUCACGGUGCGGGCCGUACACUGUAUUGGGUUUCCUUUCCAGCUGGAAAUACUACAGAUGAUACAUUUCAGUAUAAAUCUGUGGUCUUCAUAGGUUUUCUGUUUAAAAUUAUUGUGCGGCAUUUAUGUUUUACAGCUUCACUUUUUGUUAGUCAUACUUCAUUAUCGAAAAUGAGGCCAAUAGUUUUCUGUGUCUGCUCUGGGGUUACCUCUUCAGAGGGUGGAGGGUUCCAAUGACUAGGAUUUGCAAAGGUUGUUAUGCUAUAAAAUAGAAGUUGUCUACAUUGGGGCCAUCUUGUAGCAUGGUGUAUAAGGUGCUUAAACCACAUGGCCAAGUCUGUGGUUCAAGUCCCGGACACAGCAGCUUGAAAAAUACUCUGAGUGCAUGUGCAUG